GGGGGGUUGUAACCUCCCCAAUACUCAUAAUGAUGAAUGAAAAAUAUGAGCCGUUAUAAAACACGAUAAAGUGGUUGGUUUUCUCACGUGGCUGAAGAUAUGCUGAAGUGAUAAAUAUCCAUUUUUACUAAAACUGGAACAACAAAUUGAAACUUUACAAACUUGGUGCUUUUAUACAAAAGUGAGUGAUUUUACGCACGAGGUGGUAUCCUGCAAGCUUCCGGCUUUUAUUGUGAAGUUCGUAACCGGAUGUAGAAUCCGGUAAAGUGGGCCGUUAGCGGUGUCGCGCCUCUCUACCGGCAGGUUUUCUACUCUUUCUGGCGGUGUCUAUUCUUACAAUACACAUCGAAAUGUCUUGAAAUGUCGACAAUAAAACCCGUAGAAGUUAAAACAGAAAAGCCGUUGUAUUUCCGCUGAAUGUCGGCGUUGACUGUUAGCUAACGGGUCAGUUAGCUGCUGUUCGAGCUUCAGUCCGACGUGUUGCCUGUUUAGCGUUCAGUUUGGCGCCACCUUCAGGCCAAAACUCCUCUCGCACACAACAAAUAUCCAAAUCUACUGACCUGCUGCUUGCUCUCGUCUUCCGGCGCAGGUGAGGAAGCGUCAUGGAUAAAGUGAGGAGGAUCCUGGUUCACGUUUGUAAGGAGCGAGCGGCUCCGCAGCGAGCUCGGUUCGUUCAGAGUGUAACCGGUCACUUCAGCGACUGCGGCGCUGACCAGGUGGAGGUGAACUGCUCUCUGGAGAAAAACCAGCUCAUCCUCUACAGAGGAGACAAAGGACGAGGGAUUCCUCUGAAGAGGCCCGCCUUCUGUCCCAUCAAACACCUGUCAGUCACGGAGGCAGCUGCGAUCCCAUUGGACGUCCAGCAGCGUGGAAUAGAUGUGGGCGUGGCCAUAAUCCUGCAGACAGCCAAUCAGAGAGUGUUGCUGACGCGACGGGCGAAGGAGCUUCGGAUAUUUCCCAACGUCUGGGUUCCUCCAGGCGGCCAUCUUGAGCCAGAUGAGACGCUGCUGGAUGCGGGCCUCAGGGAGCUGAUGGAGGAAACUGGACUGAAACUGGAACAAGAGGAAGUUUCUCCAGAAAUACUGGGACUCUGGGAGUCAGUGUACCCUCCCAUGCUGUCCAGAGGACUUCCUCAGAGACAUCACAUCGUCAUCUACAUGCUGCUGCACUCCUCCCUCUCUCACCUGCAGCUACAGGCCUCUCUGAGCCCGUCUCCUGCCGAGGUCAGCGCCUGUCUGUGGGCCGACAGCCGGCUGGUCAGAGCCAUCGUGUCCUCCGCGGACGGAGAGGACGCUGAGGUUCGAGUGGACGGCCUGCCGAGCAGCAUCAGUGUGUCGCAGGUUUCCACAGACGGAGCUCUGAGUGACUCCACUCUGCCUCUGACGGUGUUCGUCAGCCAGGCGCCGGUCAGCGGCCCGGACGUGGAGCGGGUCAGCACCGGGACCAAGUUCGCCCUGGAGCUGUGGCUGAGGAGCCUGGAGGCCUCUGACCUCUGACCUCUGACACCCCGACCCUGCAGGCAUCAGGAAGGACGGCUCUGGAUCAGAGAAAUGACCCUCUCUGUAAAUGUCACUUUUAUUUUUAUGUACUUUAAAUCUCAUCUUUGUUUUUCAAUAAAACACACCUGAAACAGAAAUGACUCUCCAACAGUACCUGAGGCUCCCCGGGUGGCAGCGCGGACAUCUUAAAGCCCGGACCGCCUCGCGGCCCUCAGUGGCGUUGUUUUCUCAGGAAGCAGGGGCCAGACUCCCUUAUUAUGCAAAUCACUAUCAUUUCAAUAAAAAUAUUUAAUAUAUUCCUUUUGUCACAUAGCAGGCAGUUCUGAGUUAAAUGUAACACCCAUCCCGUCUCCAUCUGCAAUGACUUAUUACUAAAUCUACGCUUUCUGCAAUUACAUGACAACUGCGCAAACUCCAUCUGCUGAUGAAGAUCAAGUGAUGUGACAGAAAACAUCAAAACAGCUAUUAAAUGGCCCUUGAGGUGAAACUA
This is a messenger RNA of Siniperca chuatsi (mandarin fish), 1989 nucleotides long. RefSeq names its product nudix (nucleoside diphosphate linked moiety X)-type motif 17 (gene nudt17). The transcript is spliced from 10 exons. Gene Ontology annotation, molecular function: NADH pyrophosphatase activity. Gene Ontology annotation, cellular component: cytosol. The coding region runs from base 603 to 1496 and encodes 297 amino acids. Gene Ontology annotation, biological process: NADP+ catabolic process; NAD+ catabolic process. The record is from RefSeq and is a predicted model, not a curated record. NCBI's taxonomy places the organism in Eukaryota, Metazoa, Chordata, Actinopteri, Centrarchiformes, Sinipercidae.